Trichoderma reesei QM6a is the source of this 1660-nucleotide messenger RNA. RefSeq lists its product as hypothetical. Lineage: Eukaryota; Fungi; Ascomycota; Sordariomycetes; Hypocreales; Hypocreaceae. The coding region runs from base 85 to 1596 and encodes 503 amino acids. Gene Ontology annotation, cellular component: cytoplasm. The record is from RefSeq and is a predicted model, not a curated record. The transcript has 3 exons. Gene Ontology annotation, biological process: mitochondrion distribution.
GCCCCAAAUCUCAUAAUUGACGAAAGAAUCCUUUCCCCCAAGUACCGUUAUAUAUAUAAAACCAGAAAAAAACCCAUCACAGCAAUGCGGGAGAUUGUCACUCUCCAGCUGGGCAACCUCAGCAACUACGUCGCCACUCACUUCUGGAACGCUCAAGAGUCCUACUUCACCUACGCCGAGGACGAAACCUCACUCGUUGAUCACAACAUUCACUGGCGGCCGGGCAUUGGCGAGGAUGGAUCGGAGACGUUUCUGCCGCGGGCGGUCGUGUAUGAUCUAAAGGGCGGCUUUGGGCCGCUGAAAAAGGUCAAUCCCAUGUAUGAGGUUGCGCCGGGCCAGGAUGCUGCUCUGGCUUCUCUAUGGCCAGGUCAACCGGCAGUCCACAGACAGACCCCCCUAUCGCAAAACACCUACCAGCAAGCCCUCGACGCAGGGCUCAAGCCGAGCGCCCUCCAGGCGUCAGACGUGCGCUACUGGUCCGACUACUCGCGCGUCUACUACCACCCCAAAUCCCUGGUGCAGCUGUACGACUUUGAGCUCAACUCGAGCAUCAUGCCGUUUGAGCGCUUCGAGACGGGCGCGGAGCUCUUCGAGUCGCUCGACAAGGAGGACGAGAUUGUCGACCGCGACUGGCGGCCCUUUGUGGAGGAGUGCGACCAGAUGCAAGGCGUGCAGGUGUACGCCUCGCUCGACGACGCCUGGGGCGGCUUCGCGAGCUCCUAUAUUGAGCGGCUGCGGGACGAGCAUCCCAAGACGUGCGUCUGGGUCUGGGGCGUGCAGAGCCCCGUCGCGGGCGUCCCGAGGGAGAAGAGGAGGGUGAGGCUGGCCAACACGGCGCUGAGCCUCAACUCGGCGUGCGCGCAGGCGUCCAUGGUGGUGCCGCUGGGCGUGCCUGAUGGUGCGCGGGCUGUUCCGGCGAGCAUAGCCGUCGAUAGCGCCUCGCCGUGGCAUGUCUCCGCGCUGCUGGCGACGGCUACGGAGAGCGCGUCGUUGCAGUCCAGGCUACGGCUCGGCGGCGGGUCGUCGCGGCCGUUGGGGCUGUCUGAUAUGGCCGAGUGUCUGAACGUUUCUGGCCGGCAGACUCUUGCCAACAUGAGGAUGGGCGUUGGGCCGCACGCCGUCGACGCCGGGGAGCGGCCGGAGAUGGACUUGUCGCAAAUUGGGAGCUUGAAGGAUGGCGCUGGCAGGCUGGGGAGCAGCGGCGGCGGCAGUGAGCGGGCCUUUGGCCGGCUGUCGUCUGUUCGCAGGCCGGAGGGGGCGAGAGACGAGUCGGGGGAUGUGACGAUGACGGAACAGCGUCCCAUUAUCGGAAGCUCAGUUGUUCGAAACCAUCAAACACCCCUAUUAUACCCCCUCCUCGACAGCUUCCCCUCAAUAUACAACUACGACCUCCAAGGCCGCGAGAGCAUCCCCGUGCACACCACCCUGACGUCGGACGGCUCCAUCGUGCACAGGAUGAGGAACCUGCGCACCCAGGUUGCGCCGUCCAUUUCGCUCGAGGAGCGGGAGAACUUGGUCAACGGCUUGGCGGAGCUGGGGGCUGCGUAUGAGGAUGAGUGGUCGAGCGGGAGUGAUUCGGGGGAUGACGAUCUCUGAUGAGAGUUGCAUCUGACUGAGAGAGGUAGUCCUUCUCCUCCAUUCUCCCUUUGGUCUCGCCACG